Molecule: messenger RNA, 987 nt
Organism: Neurospora hispaniola
Lineage: Eukaryota; Fungi; Ascomycota; Sordariomycetes; Sordariales; Sordariaceae
Exons: 10
Coding region: 1-987 (328 amino acids)
Source: RefSeq, a predicted model, not a curated record
AUGCCCAUGUCGCGGGCCCCGAGCCUCCAAAAAUCACACGGCUUAAAUAAGCCAAUGCCUCCAAGGUUAUUGCUAUAUACCGGUGAAUCACCACCAACCAUCAUGGUCACUGUUCGUCCGCUCGUCCGUCAGCUUGGCCCAUCACCUGCUAUCUGGCCUGACAGGCCCGUAACCGCCCUUCCGAUCCACGUAGCGAUACCAAACCUUAUCGAACUUCUCGAAGAGUUUGGCGUGGGUCAAGUUCCGAUCCUCCCCAGUUACCACGAUAGCCCGCGUAUUCUUGCUUUGGCUAGCUCGAAACACAACAGUACACUAAGUCGGGUCAUGAUCAAAUCUGAAGAUUGUACGGCAGCCCUGGGUACGCUUCUCGCUGACAACCGUCGCCAAACUGGUGGCCUUUACAAUGACAACGACAACAGCGACUACGACGACAAAAGCAGAAGACAACUCUUGCUUGCCGAAGCCUACCCGAUCACGAUGAGCCAACUAUUUUGCUGCUCAGGCGCCAUAGCUCUUCUUUUCCCUGUCGGCUACUCGCCAACAACAACAUCAGCAAGCGCCCUUUGUUGGGAUUCGCUACCGAACAAAUUCGCCAAAUUGGUGAACCAGACUUGCAUUAGUUUUCCUUUCAGAGCACCCAACGUUCAGCAUGACAAGGAGCAGCUGCCAGCACAUGUGCCACUUCAGCUAGUGAAGCUCUUCGAGAUUACUCAUAGCACGCAAUACUCCUACUCGCCAUGUGUCAGUCCGGUAUAUCUGGCCUUUGCAACCACUGCCCUUCACCAAAUUUUCUUCAGCAACCCGUUAUUCUCCCGCAUGCUUGCGGCGUCAUGUCACUCAAUUCACCAUACUCACCGAACUCGCCAACGAGUUGUCGUCCGUAUACCGUUGGCAAAAAUUCGAGUAAUCGCCGCUGACAUACAAUCAAUGCAUUCAAAGCAGGCUUUCAAAAUCCGGGAAAUUCGGAAAAGGUCAACGCAGGGUUAA